This is a messenger RNA of Raphanus sativus (radish), 1754 nucleotides long. Its product is annotated as AT-hook motif nuclear-localized protein 27-like. Gene Ontology annotation, biological process: vegetative to reproductive phase transition of meristem. The coding region runs from base 694 to 1620 and encodes 308 amino acids. Gene Ontology annotation, molecular function: DNA-binding transcription factor activity; minor groove of adenine-thymine-rich DNA binding. NCBI's taxonomy places the organism in Eukaryota, Viridiplantae, Streptophyta, Magnoliopsida, Brassicales, Brassicaceae. Gene Ontology annotation, cellular component: nucleus. The transcript has a single exon. The record is from RefSeq and is a predicted model, not a curated record.
ACAAUCUUUCAUUCUUAUAUUUGAUCAGAUUGGAGCGAAAGGAAAACAUCAAGCGAAGCCCUAGUUUUCUUUUGUGUUCUCAUGCAAGGAUAACCCACUAACUCACAUAUUUUUGUCGGCUUGUGGACGUAAUAUAUACUAUUUUAUUUUUAUUUUAAAUAUUUUUAUAAAUAAAAUAUAAUAAAGGAGACUCGUUUCUCCGCUAAAUUCUCGCUGUAUGUCUCUGUCUUUGCUUUUACUUUCCUCGUUCAGUGAGAGGAUCAAAAAUUGAUUGCAGAGUCACACAUGAACCUCAAACCAGGCAUCUCUCUUCUUUUUCCAGAGUACAUCUGAAUCGCUGAAAAACGACGCCGUCUCAUAUACUUGAAGCUGCUUCUUCCUCUUGCCCUAAUUAAUCUUAGGGUUUCCUCUUACCUUUCCCACACCUCAGAGAGAGAGAGAUCAUUACACACAAGUUACCAGUUUUCUCUUUGCUUGUUUUUAAUUUAGUUCUGUUCUUGGUGUAUUUUAGUUUUGUCUGCGUGUGUAGCUGAUCACUUGAGUUUGGCUUCUUGAUCUGAAUUCUUUAGUUUUAUUAUCACGCUCUUGCUCAACUCUCAAUAUAUCACCAAGAAGGAUCAAGAAUCAAUAGAAAAUUGAUUUGAGCUGGCGAAUAAACAGUGGUGGGAUAGGGAACUAGUAGAUGCGGCGGCGAUGGAAGGCGGCUACGAGCAAGGCGGUGGAGCUUCUAGGUACUUCCAUAACCUCUUCAGGCCAGAGAUUCACCACCAACAGCUUCAACAACAAGGCGGGAUCAAUCUUUUUGACCAGCAUCAUCACCAGCAACAGCAACAACCGUCGGAUAAUUCAAGAGAAUCUGAUCACUCAAACAAGGACCAGCAUCAAGAGGGUCGACCCGAUUCAGACCCGGCUACAUCAAGCUCAGCACCAGGAAAGCGUCCACGUGGACGUCCACCGGGAUCUAAGAACAAAGCUAAGCCACCGAUCAUAGUGACGCGCGAUAGCCCCAAUGCGCUUAGAUCUCACGUCCUUGAAGUAUCUCCUGGAGCUGACAUAGUUGAAAGUGUGUCCACUUACGCUAGGCGGAGAGGGAGAGGGGUCUCCGUUUUAGGAGGAAACGGCACCGUUUCUAACGUCACUCUUCGUCAGCCAGUCACUCCCGGAAAUAGCGGUGGAGGCGGAGGAGGAGGAGUUGUGACUUUACAUGGAAGGUUUGAGAUUCUUUCGCUAACGGGAACCGUUUUGCCACCACCUGCACCGCCUGGUGCUGGUGGUUUGUCAAUAUUUCUAGCUGGAGGGCAAGGUCAGGUGGUUGGAGGAAUCGUUGUGGCUCCGCUUGUUGCAUCAGCUCCGGUUAUACUAAUGGCUGCUUCCUUCUCAAAUGCUGUUUUCGAGAGAUUGCCUAUUGAAGAGGAGGAAGAAGGAGGUGGUGGUGGCGGUGGUGGAGGAGGAGGAGGAGAAGGGCCAACGCAGAUGCAGCAAGCUCCAUCAGCAUCUCCGCGGUCGGGAGUGACCGGUCAGGGACAGUUAGGAGGUAAUGUGGGUGGUUAUGGGUUUUCCGGUGAUCCUCAUUUGCUAGGAUGGGGAACUGGUCCCCCUUCAAGACCACCUUUUAAUUAAUUUACAUUAUUGUCAAUGGAGAAAAAAAAAUUAUGUGUGUUUUUAAAUUUUACUCAUUUUGUGGAGCCGUCGUCUUUUCAUUUGGGAUCUCUGUAUUUAGUUGAUAUGCAUAUUUGAGUUCUCAUGUUUCUUAA